AUGCCCGCUUCUCCGAAAGAUAAACCUUUGUCCCAAACAAAUGACGUCGAUGUGCCCGAGUCCACGAAACAAGCAGAAGAAAGAGAGGAUGAACAAGUCCCUGUAUCGCCCGAACGCGGAGAUGAGAAGGAAACACCAAGCGACGCGGCUGGUGAAAGGGAAAAUUCAAACAAAGACCAAGAUGAGAGCGAACAGCCAGAGGAUGCCAGUAAACCCACCGCUUCCCGACGAACCGUCCCAUCGCAGACAGAAUGGCAAGCGAUAUGGUCACCCCAGCAUAACGCUUAUUAUUUCUUCAAUUCCCGCACGAGCGAAACGACAUGGGUUAAUCCACUUGAUCCUUCUGCUACUGCGUCGACCGCAUCCACCUCGGCCGAGCCAACAGAUGCGCAGCCUACCAGCGAAUCGAAGCCCGAAGAGACGAGUACGGGCGAAAAGCCGCCUCCAGAUCUGUCGUAUCUCAAUGGCAUAGACCCCGAGCUCGCAUACCUGGAUCCGACGCUGGCUGUCCCAUCGGGAGGCUCAAAGGGACCCGUUCCGACAUUUUCAGCCCGAUUCGGUGCUCGGGACGGCAGGUUCACAGCUAUGGACGGGAGGAGACCAGAACAUUUGAGUGAAGCAGCACGUGCACAGAGGAUGAGCUCUGUCUAUUACGAUACCGAGGCGUGGGAGAGGGAGAUUGCUGAGCGAGACGCCAAGGCAAAGGCCGAAGCGGAGGCCGGUGUUGGAGACAAGAGGAAGCGAGUCACCAAGGCUGAUAUUGAACGAUUCAAGGAGCAGAAAAAGGCUAAAAAAGCAAUGCGGAAUGCCUGGUUGAGGGAAUAG
This is a messenger RNA of Rhizoctonia solani, 825 nucleotides long. RefSeq names its product WW domain protein. The transcript is spliced from 3 exons. NCBI's taxonomy places the organism in Eukaryota, Fungi, Basidiomycota, Agaricomycetes, Cantharellales, Ceratobasidiaceae. Gene Ontology annotation, molecular function: protein binding. The record is from RefSeq and is a predicted model, not a curated record. Bases 1 to 825 code for a protein of 274 amino acids.